CUGUUUAAACUACGCCAGUUAUCAAUGUCCUUAGUACUUUCGAGAAUGUCAUGAACGCCUUAUCUCCUUAUUUCUACAUCUACAAUAAAUUUGAAAUCUUUAAAACAAUCUAUUAAAAAAAAAUCAUUUGUGUAAAUAUUAUCAUACAGAAAAAAACGAAUAAGGUUUCAAUCCUUAAUAGGAAUGGUUAUAGUUACAUCGAUACCGUUCUUAAGAAAGAUAAACAAUUCAAGUUCCGCUUUCUCUUUUUCUCUCAACGGAUCACAUCCGGCUGGUUUGCUUGCUUCACGAAAAGCAAAAUAUGAGAAUUGCUAUCUCUCUCCCUCUCACUCUGGCAUGAAACUAACUAACUAAAUAGAAAGUUGUUUACUUAGUUUGUCCAAUUUAACUUAAAAACGUAAUUUUCUAUUGUAGCUUUAAUAAGCUUUAUGAAUCACGAAACCCAGCUGACUUUGACCAAAAACAUUUUCUUAAACUUAUCAGCUGCUUAAACAAAACAAAAUAUAACAAAGACUACUUGGAAAUUGUAAGCUACAAAAUUAAGAUAGUCUAUAUCUAUAAAACAUUCGAUAAAUAGUUGAUUAUGACAGAGAAAUAAUAAUAAUGGUUGUGAUCAUUAUUAAUUUAAUGUAAAAAAAAAAGUUAAUAACUUUUUUGACGAAACUACCACUGCAGGGGGAGUGUCUCCGUUACUUGUUUUCAGCAACGUGGUUUAUUCGCAGAAGCUCCUCUGAAUUCUUUAUAAAAUAUGCUGUUUCUUCACUCGUGAACUUGUUUUCGUGAGUACCAUCAUUUGUAUGUAUAUGUAAGAACAUAAUUAAAGAAAAACAAACAAGCAAAAAGUAAGGCAGCUCAUAAAUAAACAUACUUUUCGAAUGCUAGAUAUUUUUUGUUUGACUCGCAUUUCGAAAUGGACAACGAUGAACGAGCUGAAGAACUAGUUGCUAUAAGCAGCAUCUAUGAAGAGGAUAUAUUUCUACCUUCACUUGAUGACUACGGUGGUCAGUUUGUUGCCAAAUUGAAGCUACCUCAACCGUUCAGUGUCAAAAUACAAAGCAGCGAUAGUGAUUCGGCAUCGGCUAAUAUCACCGAAAAACUCAAUCAUAUCAAACACUUGCCGCCUCUUGUUCUCAACUUUCAACUUCCUACAGGUUAUCCUUCUCACCAUGCACCUAUCUUCACACUUUCCUGCAAGUGGCUUUCUAAGAGCCAACUCGAUGUAUUAUGUAAGCGGCUUGACCAAGUCUAUCAGGAAAAUAAUGGCAUGGUAGUGUUAUUUCUUUGGUUUGACGUUCUUGAAAAUGAAACGUUCGAUUUGCUCGGGUUAAAAGUUCCCUUAGAUCUAUCAAGCGUGGUAAGUAAUUCGGUUGGUACUAAACAUAGCGAAGAUACAGACAGUCAGUUCGAUCCUCGCGGAAUACAAGACAUAGCUUCUCAGGAUUUAUUGUUACCAACUAUUCUUGAUUACAACAACCAGGAAAAUCAGAGACAAUUUUCAAAAACUUUGUUUACUUGCAACAUUUGCUUCUGUGAUAAACUAGGUUCAAAGUGUAUUAAGCUUGAUGGCUGCGAACAUGUUUUCUGCAAAGACUGUAUGAAAGAAUAUUUUACUAUCAAUAUAAAAGACGGAAAUAUUAAUGGAUUACAAUGCCCAACGGACAAAUGUGAAUCUAAAAUUCAUCCAUCUCAAGUUAAGUCACUUGUGGACCCCGAUGUCUUCUCCAGAUAUGACUACCUACUCUUACAGUUAGGUCUUCAGACAAUGACAGACUUAGUAUACUGCCCUCGUCCAGCUUGUGGCCAGCCUGUCAUUUUAGACCGUGGUUGUAAUAUAGGCAAUUGCCCCAGUUGCAACCUGGUAUUUUGUAGUCUCUGUAGGUUAACAUACCAUGGUUUAUCUAACUGUAAAAUGAAAUCUGAGGAUCGACAGAAGUUGAAAGAUGAAUAUUUGAAUGCUGAUGCUGAAAACAAGCAUAUUUUGGAAAAACGUUUUGGCAAAAAACAUUUACAGGAUAUUGUUGAUGAGUCUUUCUCACAAGAAUGGCUUGAGCAACACAGCAAGCAAUGCCCUCAUUGUAACACUCACAUCCAGAAAAUAGAUGGUUGCAACAAGAUGGUUUGCUCCAAAUGCAAUGCAUUCUUUUGUUGGUUGUGCAUGGAAACAUUACCGAGGAAUUCGCCUUACAUACAUUUCAGUUCGAGUGCCAGUCCAUGCUUUAACCGGCUUUUUGAAGGAGUUGAUAUCGAUGAUGAUUUCCACGAUGUCGAUUUUUUUCUGUGAUAAGUUACUAAAGAAAAAGAAGAAAUCAGAAAAAGAGGUUUUAUUAUAUAAAAGUUUUGUUGAUUUUGAAGUGAUUAUUAUUGUUUUUAGUUAGUGGGUGGGAAUAUACAAAAGAGAUUAACUUUCAAGGAGUCAGUCUUGUGUACUGGUUUCGAUUCUAUGUCGAAAUAAUAUCACUUGUUGUAUGUUACCAAUACCAUUAUUAGUAUUGUAUUUCAUUUUUGAAAUGAAGAAGAAAUAUGUGUGUGAGGGAUAACCAUCAUUUGAUUUGGUUUCUUAAGGUUUGUAAAAGCUUGGUUCACCUCACUUGAAACCUCAUUAAAAGGAGAAUGAAGACAAGGAUAAGACAAAAUUAUUACAAGGUCUUUAGUAUAUCAAAAGAAAACAUUGGUCCAUUUUAUUUAUGACAUAGGUUAUAUUUCUUUUUAAGAUGGAUUUACACUAACAUGUGAAAGGUAAAAGUAAAGCCUUCACAACUGUAAAUGAUAUUAAAUAUUAAAAACACGAAUUUGAAAAAGAAAAAAAAGCAACAGAUCCACUGAUAUAAAAGUAGGGUUUAUAAUGUCUAAUAUCAUUUACAUUAAUGUCUUAGCAGUUAAUAUAUCCUUAACAUAUGUGCUUGUGGUUGAAGUUGUUUCACUUCAAAUCCUUAAUGCCUUGAGAAAUGUCCUGCAUGUCACACAAUCAGAAUUGUAGGA
Messenger RNA from Octopus sinensis (East Asian common octopus), 2979 nucleotides. RefSeq names its product E3 ubiquitin-protein ligase RNF14-like. The record is from RefSeq and is a predicted model, not a curated record. The transcript has a single exon. NCBI's taxonomy places the organism in Eukaryota, Metazoa, Mollusca, Cephalopoda, Octopoda, Octopodidae. Gene Ontology annotation, cellular component: ubiquitin ligase complex; cytoplasm. Gene Ontology annotation, molecular function: ubiquitin conjugating enzyme binding; zinc ion binding; ubiquitin protein ligase activity. Gene Ontology annotation, biological process: ubiquitin-dependent protein catabolic process; positive regulation of proteasomal ubiquitin-dependent protein catabolic process; protein polyubiquitination. Bases 911 to 2281 code for a protein of 456 amino acids.